AUGGAGAAAAAUAAUAAGCAUGUUAGUGAUACUGAAAAUACAUCGAAACGACAAAAAACAAACAAAAAGGGUGGUCUUAAAAGAGAUGAAGUAUGGGAAUAUUUUAUUGUAGGCGAUGAAAAAAAUGACGGACACUAUUCUGCUACUU
Funneliformis mosseae is the source of this 148-nucleotide messenger RNA. The record is from the annotation of a GenBank genome assembly. NCBI's taxonomy places the organism in Eukaryota, Fungi, Glomeromycota, Glomeromycetes, Glomerales, Glomeraceae.